Molecule: messenger RNA, 393 nt
Organism: Penicillium diatomitis
Lineage: Eukaryota; Fungi; Ascomycota; Eurotiomycetes; Eurotiales; Aspergillaceae
Product: cupin domain-containing protein
Exons: 1
Coding region: 1-393 (130 amino acids)
Source: RefSeq, a predicted model, not a curated record
AUGCUCUCCUUCCUCGCCCGCCACGUCCCCCGCAACAAAACAGCACACCUGAACCCCAUCCACUUUGACGCUGGCCGAUCCUCCAUCGAGUUCAAACCCCCAACCGACCAGUACCUCGUCAUCAACCGCUGGCCGCCCGCUUCCAGCACCGCCAAUAAGGCCAUCGCGCUUCGGCCCCCUCUUCACUGGCACCGCCAUCAAACCGAGACAUUCCACGUCUUGGCCGGUGCGGCCGAGUUCAUAUAUGAUGGGCGGACCGUCGUGAAACGCGCCGACCAAACGAUGCCCAUCCCUGCUGGGGUGGUCCAUACGUUUUGUAAUGCGAGUACAACGGAGGAACUGGCGGUUGAUUUUGUGCUUGAGCCGAGUAUAUGUGACUCCCAGGCAGUAUAG